Molecule: messenger RNA, 1548 nt
Organism: Thamnophis sirtalis
Lineage: Eukaryota; Metazoa; Chordata; Lepidosauria; Squamata; Natricidae
Source: RefSeq, a predicted model, not a curated record
GAUCCCUGCGGUUCAGCCAGCAAGAAAACCGGGUGUGACGUGGAGGAACCGAAGGAGUCCGGCAGAGGCAGUGGCCAGGAAGGCAGGUCCGACACCUUGAAGUUAAAAGCCCAGCAUGAGGAGCGGCAGGAAGCGCAGGGAGCGGGGUCCUCCCUUUUGGUGCAGAAGGCCAGCCUCCACCACACAGGUUCCCCCGUGAGAGGGCAGCGCAGCAAAGGGGCAGCUACCUGUUCCCAUGCGGCUGCAUCCAAUUAUGAGCUCUCCCUUGACUUAAAGAAUAAACAGAUCGAAAUGCUAGAGCACAAAUAUGGGGGCCACUUGGUCUCUCGGAGAGCAGCCUGCACGAUUCAGACUGCCUUCCGCCAGUACCAGCUCAGCAAAAACUUUGAGAAGAUCCGGAACUCUCUACUGGAGAGCCGCAUGCCCCGGCGGAUUUCCUUGAGGAAACUCCGAGUCCAGAACUCUGAAAAUUUCUCUGCUGAGAAAGCUCUAGUGGAAGGCUAUAACUUUGUUGGCAUCCCCUUGGUAAGAUCUCCCUCUUUGCCAGUAACUAUUAGCGGGGCACUGACCGAACUGGAAGAUUCCUUCACCGAGCAAGUUCAAUCUCUGGCCAAAUCGAUUGACGACGCGCUGAGCACGUGGAGCCUGAAAACGAUGUGCUCCCUUCAAGACGGCAGCUCCUAUCAGAUAAGAGAGACCUUCAGCACGAGCGCCAUGCAACCAAACCAAGACUUGGACAUGGAACUGAAGGAGCAAGAGGAGGAGGAAGGGCUGCUACCAGACACAUUACCAAAGAGCAGCAGCACGCUCAUGAUGGCCUUCAGGGACGUCACUGUCCAAAUAGACAACAAGAAUAUCUCGGUCUCCUCAUCUACCUCGGUGUCGAUGGCAAACUGCCUGGCUAACAGUAGCCAGGCUGGAAUUUCUCCAGCUGCCACAAUCGAAGAAAUCCCAGUGGAAGGCGGGGAGAAAGAGGAUAAGGAGCUUCAAGUGGUUUCGGAAGGACAGCCUGAUGCUGGAGCCCUCCAAAAUAGUCACCCAAUCACCGAGGGGAACCUCAACACCAACGGUUUGGAGAAAGGGGAGGCUGAGCAAGACCAAAUGCCGAUGCCGAAACUUGACUUUGACUCUGAAAACGGGACUGGGCAACACAAGGGAUCAGAAGCUGAAAAUGUAGACAAUUUGGAACAACUGAGCAGCAGCAGCACGUCCACCUCCGCGAAGUCUGCUUCAGAGUUAUCCUCUAAGGAAGCCCUGCAAGCUAUGAUUUUGAGCCUGCCACGGUACCACUGCGAGAAUCCAGCCGUCUGCAAAUCCCCCACGCUCUCUACGGACACCAUGAGGAAACGGCUGUACCGCAUUGGGCUGAAUCUCUUCAACAUAAAUCCAGACAAGGGGAUCCAGUUCCUGAUCUCCCGAGGCUUCAUCCCUGAUACACCAAUUGGCGUGGCCCAUUUCCUGCUGCAGCGUAAGGGGCUCAGCCGGCAAAUGAUCGGGGAGUUUCUGGGAAACAGCAAGAAACAAUUCAACAGAGAUGUCCUGGAGUAA